AUGGAGACCAAGGUACCACGGAUACAUGCAGAACGGAUCCGGGUUACGCUUGGGUAUGAAGGUUUGUUUUAUGUUGAUAACGAUGGUUUGAGUGGAGGAAUGGCGCUUUUAUGGAAGAAGAAUAAUACGGUGAGGCUUUUAACUUACUCGCAGAGUCAUAUUGAUGUGGAAGUAAGCUUGUUUAAUAAGUUAUGGCGCAUGACAUGUAUCUAUGGUAUCCCCGAGCGUGGUAGGCGGGAGGAGACAUGGGAUUUGCUUGGUACUCUGAAGACUAGAUCCUUAUUGCCCUGGGUGGUGAUAGGAGAUUUUAAUAAUCUGCUAUAUCAGCAUGAGAAGAAGGGGGGAAAUCCGUAUCCUAACAGUCUGUUACGGGGUUUCGGAGAUGCUGUGGAUGACUGUGGUUUGAUGCAAAUGCCAAUGAGAGGCCACCAGUUUACGUGGCAGAAGGGAAAGGGGACGCCGAAUUGGAUAGAGAAAAGGUUGGAUAAGGCUUUAAUAACGAAUGAUUGGGGUCUGCUCAAUGAGAAUGCAUGGUUGGAGAAUAUUCGAACCCGGGCCUCGGACCACUCGAUCCUUUUCCUCAGUAUUAAUGCGAUCUGCAUGUCGAGGGGAAGGGGGCCGCGGGGAUUCAGGUUUGAAAUGGCUUGGCUAUUAGAUGAGGGGUGCAAAGAGGUAGUAGAAACGGCCUGGCAGGAGGGGAAGACGGAGGGAUUGCUGCAUUGCCAGCAGUUGUGUGGAGAAAAAUUAAUGCGUGGAUUGAGUUGUGAUGAUCCACUUUUUGGGGUCCUAGCCCCACGAGUAACGUUAGAACAGAAUGUGAUGCUUGACCGCCCUUUUGAAAAUAAUGAGGUUAAAGAGGCUCUCUUUGCAAUGUAUCCGGAUAAGGCACCGGGUCCGGAUGGUUUAAACCCGGGUUUUUACCAGCAGUUUUGGGAGAUAGUGGGAGGAGAUGUAUCUGGCUUUAUAACGAAUGCUUUGAAUUCCUGUGUAUUCCCUGAGGGAUUGAAUGAUACUAACAUUGUUUUGAUACCGAAGAAAGAGAUGCCUGAGACAGUUGCAGAUUUAAGGUCGAUUGCGUUAAGUAAUGUCAUUUACAGAGUUAUGGCCAAGAUGAUAGCAAAUAGGAUGAAAACACUAAUGGGAGGAUUAAUAUCAGAAUCCCAGAGUGCUUUUAUCCCGGGAAGGCUAAUCACUGACAACAUUCUAGUAGCAGCAGAGGUGGGGCAUUAUCUGAAGAGAAAGCAGUGUGGUAGAGUGGGGUGGAGUGCUUUGAAGUUAGAUAUGUCAAAAGCCUAUGACAGAAUGGAGUGGAAUUUUCUUGAAAAAAUGCUGACUGUUAUGGGUUUUAGUGAGAAGUGGAUAAAGCUCAUUAUGCUGUGUGUAACGACUGUUAAUUAUACUGUAAUGGUCAAUGGUAUAGCAGGGGGGCAUGUAAAACCAACCAGGGGACUCAGGCAGGGAGACCCUCUCUCCCCGUAUUUAUUUAUUAUUUGUGCAGAGGCUCUCUGGAUGAUAUUACAGUAUGAACAGUUGGCAGGCUCAAUACAUGGGUGCAGAGUUGCAAGGGGAGCGCCACCUGUAUCGCACCUAUUUUUUGCAGAUGAUAGUCUCCUAUUUUUUAAAGCAAAUAUCCAGGAGACGGGAGUUAUAAGGCAGUGCCUUGAAAGGUAUGAGAAAUUGUCAGGCCAGGUGGUGAAUUAUAAUAAAUCUAAUAUAUGUUUUAGCAGAAAUACCCAGGAGGCUGACUGGAUGCAGAUAGCGGAUUGUCUGGGGGUGGUGCAAGCACCCAAUUUUGGAAAAUAUUUGGGCCUACCUUCCUUUGUAGGGAGAAAUAACAGAGCUGUUUUUUCGUAUGUGGAGGAAAAGAUCAGGCAACGAAUUGGCUCGUGGAGUAAAAAGUUACUUUCUCAGGCUGGAUCACUUGUGGCUAAAGUUUAUAAGGCAAGGUAUUAUCCCACAACCAGUUUUACAGAUGCAACUAUUGGUAAUUGCCCAAGUUACUGUUGGAGAAGUAUAAUGGCAGCUCAUGCAAUGGUAGUCUCAGGGGUGCGAAGGAGAAUUGGGAAUGGGCAGACAACUUUAAUAUGGGGACAUCCGUGGUUACGAGAUAAUCCUAGCCCAUUGAUUCAAACAGAAAUGCCACAGCAAUUGAGAGAAGCGCGAGUUGCAGGAUUAAUUGAUUUACAGACUCAUACCUGGGAUCCACAUAUUUUGUCUGACUUAUUUAUUCCUGAAGAUGUGGAGCGAAUAAAUAUGAUCCCUGUGAGUCCUGAGUAUGAGGACUCAUGGUAUUGGAUGAGUGACCCCAAGGGGAUAUAUACAGUAAAGAAUGCCUAUAGGCAUAUUGUGGGUGAUUAUGAGAAUAAUCCAGCAGAUUUUGAUAAAUGGGUUGCAAUGUGGAAAAUAAAAGUCCCCCCAAACUCUUUUACAACAUGGCUAAAAGGGGCUAUGGCGGUCUUAACAGAGGAGCAGACCCGGUUAAUGGUAGCAAUAUUAUAUUAUAUUUGGAGAACUCGGAAUUCAGCUGUCUGGAAGGGAUCAAUGAUGCGACCUGCCCAAUUAGCCAGAGCAGCCACUGUAGCACUACAGGCAUACGGCGCUGCCCAUGUCCGCCGAACCGAGCCGGCAGCAGCAUCGGAGCACUUAAACGGUUCAGGGGAGGGCAGUCUACGGUGUUAUGUAGAUGCGGGUUUCAGGCACGACACGGGCGAGGCUACGUACGACAUGAUAAUAAUAGCGCCAGAUGGCUCUUUUGUGGCAGCAAGGAAUGGCAAGUUACCGGUUUGUUUUUCACCACUUAUGGCGAAGGCCCAGGCAUACAAGGAAGCACUAUCCUGGCUACUUGAACGAAGCAACACAUCAAUAGAUCACAAAUCUUCUUAUUGCAAAUCACCAAAGAAGAAGAACAAGUCAUCUCUAACCAACAUGAGGAAAAGCAAUAACAAGGAAGAUAAGAUCAUCCUCUUCUUCCAUGGUGAUUGA
Molecule: messenger RNA, 2982 nt
Organism: Ipomoea nil (Japanese morning glory)
Lineage: Eukaryota; Viridiplantae; Streptophyta; Magnoliopsida; Solanales; Convolvulaceae
Exons: 5
Coding region: 1-2982 (993 amino acids)
Molecular function (GO): catalytic activity
Source: RefSeq, a predicted model, not a curated record